AUUUGUAUCACGCAUUGUCCAUAACCUGCGGACUUCAGAGACCUGCCCCGAUCUCGCAGCCAAGGACAUCGCACGAGUGUUCCGUGACUCACACACCACACGGGUUAUAACUCCUCACCCACGCCAGAUCUUCAUUCCUCAGGUCUUAGUCUAGACACUCGAUCGUACAAACAUCCAUCAUGGGUUCCGUUGCACACCCUGUGGCAGAGCUUGAUGCCUCUGUGGUCAAGAUCACUCGGUCGACAAAUCUCCGCCCGGUUCCUGAACCGGGCUCGCCCGAGGAAUUGAGCCAUUCGUACUGUACUGACCAUAUGGUCACUGCCCGGUGGACCGUGGCCGAUGGCUGGGAAACCCCUGAGGUGAAGCCGUUUGAGAAUCUUAGCAUUCCUCCCACAGCGUCUUGCUUGCACUAUGCCACCGAAUGCUUUGAGGGUAUGAAGGUGUACAGAGGAUAUGAUGGCAAACUGCGCCUGUUCCGGCCGGAUUGCAACGGGGAGAGAUUGCUCAUGAGUGCUCAAAGAGCCUCUUUACCUAGCUUCCGGUAUGAGGAGCUGAAGGUUCUCAUCGCUAAGUUGAUGCAGAUUGAUGGACCCCGUUGGCUCCCCAAGGACCAACCUGGUCGUUUCCUCUAUCUCCGUCCCACAUUGAUUGGUAACGGCCCUCAUCUGGGUGUCCAGACUCCCAAGGAAGCCCUCCUAUUCAUCAUCGCCGUACCAUGGCCCGACCCAUCCAAGUUGAAGAAGCCUGAAGAGGGCACUAAACCUGGAUUGAAGCUUCUUGCCUCUACACCCGAUACUAUCCGUGCCUGGCCAGGUGGUUUCGGCUAUGCAAAGCUCGGAGCGAACUACGGUCCCUCGUUGGUUGCGCACGGUAAAGCUCAAGCCAUUGGCUUUGACCAGAUUCUCUGGUUGUUUGGACAGGACCGUCAGGUAACCGAGGCCGGUGCUAGUAACUUCUUCAUUGUUUGGGAGAACAAGGAAACCGGAAAGAUCGAGCUUGUCACCGCACCCCUGGAAAACCAGUUGAUUCUUCCCGGUGUUACUCGCCGUAGUGUCCUCCAAUUGGCACGCACAGAGCUGUCAAAGCCUGUUGGUUCCCUUGCCCCGGUUGAGGUUGUUGAGCGGGACUUCACUAUUAGCGAGGUCGAACAGGCUUGGAAGGAGGGCCGCAUCAUCGAAGCUUUCGUCUGCGGCACUGCCGUAAGUUACACUACACCAAGGAUUCUUAGCAAACAUAUGUUAACAAUAGGGCAGUUCUUCGUUACGCCAGUUAAGCUUAUCCGGAAUGGUGACAUCGAUAUGGACAUGCUGGAAGCUGGUGCAGCUCGUGGAGGAUAUGCAGCCCAGAUCAAGUCUUGGUUGGAGGCCAUCAUGUACGGUAAGGAAGGCAAGGAGAAUGACGAAUGGUCUUACAUCAUUGAGGGAGAGAGCGAAAAAUAAGGGAGAAUUAAACUUGUGAUGGACCUGAUGAAUACAAUAAUGAGAGGUGGAGGUGGGGUUGGUUGCAUUGUACAUACAUGAUAAAUGACCUGCAUGUCACGGGGUCAAAGAUCCUUGCUUAGAUCAUAGAUUUAUUUCAAUUGAGCGUUCUUUUUCUCUAUCUUUGCCUUCGAUUCAAUUUAGCUUUGCCAAUGUUGAGA
Messenger RNA from Aspergillus pseudotamarii, 1639 nucleotides. RefSeq names its product branched-chain amino acid aminotransferase, cytosolic. The record is from RefSeq and is a predicted model, not a curated record. The coding region runs from base 180 to 1439 and encodes 419 amino acids. Gene Ontology annotation, biological process: L-valine biosynthetic process; L-leucine biosynthetic process. Lineage: Eukaryota; Fungi; Ascomycota; Eurotiomycetes; Eurotiales; Aspergillaceae. Gene Ontology annotation, molecular function: branched-chain-amino-acid:2-oxoglutarate transaminase activity. Gene Ontology annotation, cellular component: mitochondrion. The transcript is spliced from 2 exons.